This is a messenger RNA of Paramuricea clavata, 5438 nucleotides long. The record is from the annotation of a GenBank genome assembly. NCBI's taxonomy places the organism in Eukaryota, Metazoa, Cnidaria, Anthozoa, Malacalcyonacea, Plexauridae.
GAAAUCAAGGACAUUCAAAUUAACUUUGCUCAAUCCAUUUAUAACUUGUCCUGUGUGUCAGGGUUAUCUAGUUGAUGCUACCACAAUAACAGAAUGUCUACAUUCAUGUAGGUUGAAGAAUAUAUAUAUAUAUAUAUAUAUAUAUAUAUAUAUAUAUAUAUAUAUAUAUAUAUAUAUAUAUAUAUAUAUAUAUAUAUAUAUAUAUAUAUAUAUAUAUAUAUAUAUAUAUAUAUAUAUAUAUACUGUAUAAGUUAAAGAAUAUGUAAAUAAAUGCUGAUUAAUAUUCACUGUAUCCACUUUUAAUUGUUACACUUUAAUGCUUGUGAUGUUACUCUGAGUGUAUAUCCACACCGGGCAAGCUUGAAAAAUAUGCCUGACCACGAUGGGAAUCGAACCUACGACCUUUGGAAUACUAGCCCAAUGCUCUGCCAACUGAGCUACGCGGUCUGGUCGGUUCGAGUAUGUGAUAUUUCGGAACAGAAUCUAGUUCCUUCGAAAUCAAUGUUAUCUAAUAAUAAUCAUGAUUUGUUACAUUGUAGUUUGCCGAAGUUGUAUUGUCAAAUAUUUUGAAAAGUUUGAGACGAAUUAUACCUGUCCACUUUGUAAUGAGCUUGUCCAUAAAACAAAUCCUUGGUAUAAUUUAAAGUAAGUUGAUCUUUUCAACAACCCAUUUUUUUAUCAAAGUAAGUAUGCAAUACUACUGUAAUUUUUGUCCAAUGUAGAGCUGACUCUGUGCUACAAGAUGUUGUUGGCAAACUAGUUCCUGAUUUUACUGAAGGUAAAAUUAUAAUAUGAUUUUCUUAGGAUAAUUGGAAGUCAUAAAAUUAAUUCAACACCUGGAAAGGGCGUUGAAUUUAGUGAAAAUCCUGAUUAUUUUUGUCACCAGCAGCUUUAUCUUAUAAAUAAUAAUAUUUUUAGACAAUCUGAUUCCACCGCCAGGAAUAGCCUGGAAUUUCACUCUAUAUACUAUACUUCACAUAUUUUAUUGAGGGAAACAUAUUAAGUUCAUGACGUCUUAGCCUUAUAGGAGCAAACUUGAUUUAGCGAUUCCACAAGAUUUUAGUAACUUUAAUAUAAAAACAAACUCGUAUUUGACUAUUAUAAUCCUAAGCCUAUAUUUUUCAUUUAGCUGAAGAACGGCGGCGCAGAGUAUUCUACAAAAGUAGAGGCUUACCCAUCCCAGAAAAAGGUGAGGAUUCCUGACGUUGAAUUUCUCUUUCAACAUGGGUUGAAUCUAGUCGCUUUCUAUUUAUGUUUCUCUUUCCUUCGCAGUUAUCAAGCCGGACAUUCAACGACGCGAGCCCAGUCGUUUAGACGAAAUCCGCAAAGAAACCCCGUCACCGCAACUUCGAGGGCCGUCUCAAGAACCCUCAAGAGAAACCUCCCCACAAACAUCCAGUUAUGAAACUUCGAACUGUGAUGAGAAUGAUGAUCAGAUCACAAUGCAACUGGAAAUGAAAAGGUUUGUUUUAGGCCGUGUUUGUCAUUUUGUUCUUGGUGGUGAUGAGGUUGUUUUUGUGCUGUUGUUGAUAUAGUACUAAGUGGUUAUCGUCGUUGGUGGUGGUAGUGGACUGGUGAUAUGGUGAUGUUGUUGUUCGUUGUGGUGUUCUUGUUUUUGUCGUUGGUAGUGGUGGUGAUAGUGGUGGUGCGGUGCGUGACUUGUUGUCGUCAGCAUAGGAACUAUGUACGCAUUGAUUCCUCCAUGAAAAGAUGAGGAUGAAAAAGAAUGAAAAGUGGGAUAAGUCAUUUGCGAUGUUUGUGUUUGGUGUGACUUCUUAGAUCUUGAACAGAAGAGUUUGGAACAAUAUUCACACGGGAAAGUUGGUGGAAGACUGGAAGUAUUGGGUUGGAUUAAACUUUCUGUCUUUCUCCUCGUGUCUUUGAUCACUAUUUUCUCUUUGUCUUGUUUCUUUCAGUAGUGCGACUCCGUUCCGGAUUUGUUGUCUCCAACCUUUACGGUCUAAUGAGUUGAUGUUUGUUCUGGUGAAGGUCUUUUCCAAUUGGCCGCUGUGCCUGACUACUACUACCAGAAUGCUUUGCGAUCAUCUGUUAUCUUUUUCUAAGAUUCUCGCAAAGCAUUGUGCUAUCAAUUGUUGUAGUCAUGCACUGCAAGAAAACGCCAUUAUGCAUAAGUUCUAUUUUAGUGAUGGUGUAGUGUUGUUACUGAUAGUGAUGUAAUAGGUGUUCGUGUUGUUUCGGCCACCUGCGAGAAAGUAAAUAUACAAUUUAGUAUGCUCUAGUGUUUAUCGAAAUUUUUUUUUUCUACUUUCAGUAUGGACGAGUUGAUCCUCGAAGAUAUUUUGGUAUGUACAUUUAUCAAUGGGUUGAUCCAGGUUUACUGAGGUGUCUGGGUUGCCAUGAUUUGCCCAUAAAAUAAUGUUAAGAAUAAUACACUUUAUUUACAGCCGUUAAAAAGAAAAUUCGUUCGUUGCUCAAAUCAAGUUACAGUUGGUUUGCUACAGAAGUUUAUCGCGAAAAAAUUGAAUCUUGAGGCUGCAAAUCAGGUUUGCCUUUUAUACAUGUAUAUAACAGUUUCAAAGUUGUAUCUGCACUCAAACCCCCUCAGAGCCUGAAUUUGAAUGUUAGAUGACUGCCAUGUUAUAGCUCUGAUGGAACGAGUUUACUUUCAGAUUGAGAUUAUAUGUAAUGACAUGGAACUGGGAACAGACUUUACCUUACAUUUCAUUCAAGAGACUAUUGCAGAUGAGGAGGUACGUUCGCUUUGUACUUGUUGACAUGAAGAAAUAGUGUGUCCUUUGCAGCUAGACAAAAAAGUUUUACGUAUAACAGUAGUCUGCAGAGCGUGCAGAAUGCAGUGCCUUUUUGUGCCCCCGGGUUUUUCCAACGUUCUCCAGUCACACAAUAUUCUCUGUCAACUAUUUUUUGCCUGUAUCCUGGAUUGCAUGCCAGGAGAUUAUCUAUAGUGCGAGCUGCGAGUUGCGAGUUACGAGUAUAUUGUUAAUUUCUAAUAACAUCGGGUUUAAUUUUAACCCAGGGUUAACACUAACCUAGCUUUGAAGCACCGAACCAGGUGUUUACACCUGUGGUUUACACUAAAAAUUCAAAUUGAAAACUGUAUGGCAUCCUGGCGGAUGUGAUUUUAGCUUUGUCUCAAUUUGGCGCCAAUUUUCAGCUUUUGAAAUAAACAUUCAUUGCAUUUAUUUUUAUACUUACAAACUUGUAAAUAGCAAUCGUUUUGAUAUACUGAUGGUUUUUCCCGUGUUUAGAUAAAGUUUAUGUAUGUAUAUGUAUGUCUAUGUAUAAAUUGUAUAAAAUAAAUUGUACUUCCGAUGAAAAGGACUUGAGUUUUAUAGGGUUCCCAGCGUUCAGUAUAUAUAAACAAACUGAGUCGGUGUCUGGUCAUACUUACUAAUAAAAUUAAAUAACCAUUUUAAGAUUAGAAAGCACAAAAUGGUCUGGAUAACUACUAGAUUUUAUUAAACACAGAAACGGCAAAUAUAAACUUGCACUUUUAUUUUCAAUAUAAUUAUUUUAAUUCUUGAACAUACGUAUCGAUGGAUCUAACAAAGUAAAAAAAACAAGUAAAGGCCGAUUUUUAUCUCGUCCGUAUCGUAGCAUUUUCUUUUGUGUCGAAGUCUUAGUUACAGGGACCUUAACUUCGAAGGUCAUUAUAUUUAUGAAACAAAAAACCCUUCGACUUUGCCUUCCAUGUCGUCCAUAUUAAUAUACUUUCAAAGCCUAAUUCAAAGCGAGGCUAGCGACUCGCAACUCGCAGCUCACAACUCGCAAAAUAGCCGACCCCGCAUGCCAGAGUGUAAGAUCAUUUAAAAACUUAUAGCACCCAGGAUCGUGGGCCCGUUUCAACGUCUUUUAAUUUGUAGUCUGACCUGAAAUACUCAUUAUUCUUUAUUGUAGGACCACAGUAAACCACUGCUCCUCUACUAUGGCCUAAGUGAUAUGGAAUAACUCGAUACAAGGAAUUUGUAUUGUACCAACUAAUUGGACGUGUCGGUCUCAUUGAUAUUGACGUUGAGUCAUAAGUAUGAUCUUCGCAGAAAGGCGGAUGGUGAAUUUUAUGUAUUUACAGUACUUUGUUCAUACAUGUUUUAUCUAUUUACUCGUCUAAGUUCAUACGUUUUUAAAACAAGCUGCAUUAUCCAGUAAGCAUGUAUCUUGUUGUCAAAGUGUGUAAAAGCAUAGACAAUCCAGAAGACUUCUGGAUUGUCUAUGGUAAAAGUAACUGCAUGUAGAAUAUGGUUGGAAAAAAUGUAUAAUGAGGCGAAUUUAAAUAGUUUUAGUAACGCUUUGAGUGUAUCAUAUAUACUUCUUUUUUUCUAUCUAUAACUAACUCGCACUUCAAGGUAAAAUCAAAGUUGGACUUAAUUGAUGGACGUUUAUUAUCAAGAUAUAGGAAGGCUAUGAAGAUUCUCAAUCAAUUUCGUCCAGCAUGACGACGAAUAUACGUGAGGUGAAAACUAUAUUUAUGGUGAAAACCAUCUAUUACUGCUUCGUAUAUGAACUGUUAUUAUGCGUUUGAAAAACUAACAUAGUUACACGAACAUCCAAACUAUUGUUAAAUUUAAUAAAAUAAAUUUACACUGCAUUCAAGCAGACAACUUAUUCCAAACAACGACUGGAUUUUUAAAUACAUGUACUGUAUCAAGGCGCAGCAUGCAGUCAAGCAUUUUUAAGCGCCAAUUGUAUCUUUAGCCUAAACAGACAUUUACGUAGCGAAGAACUACCUGUAGUACACCUUUAUCAGUGUGUGAACCAAAGAAAAAAAAUGGGGAAAUACAUUAAGUUUAUAAUUUGGUAAUAAGGAAGAAUUCUCUUUUCCAAAUAUCUUCUGUUUAAAUUCGUAAAGACACAUUCAUUGGAUACACUAUACUGCCCUCGUUAUCGAAUAUCGUGUAAACAUUUAAGAAAUUCAAAUCUAGAUCGAGGUCAGUUAAAACAUAUAUGCAUAUACAAUUUAAAAUUGGCAGUAUUUAUGUUCUAAUUGUUGUCCUACUAGGUCUGUGACAGGCAUUAACAUUCCAACGUUUUUGUUGUAAGUGGUUUAUAUUGUGGUGCAACACAUGGUAAUUUCAAACGUAUAUUGAUACUUAUAAGAGCGAAAAUAAUUUUACCACCAUAUAGGGUAAUGUUAACCACCAUGUACUGCAUCAGCAAUUUUUCUACCUAAAAAUGUAAAACCUAGCUUAACAUGCAAUAUUUCCACGCGCUUUUAAUAUGUGAUAAAUAAGCGAACAUUUUAAGCUUUGGCUGACACUCCGAGUCAAUAAAUUAUCAACGUUUAUCAUUGAAAGAGGCUUGGUUCGUCAUUUUCUGAUUGCUUCCACGGACUCUAGUAGUUCUUUUAUCUUCUAGUUUUCACCUUGUUUCUUUUCUUGCUCUGGUUCUUCAGUUUGUUGGGCACCAUCAUCUCUUUCGGACGCCAUCUUGAAAGAAGGAAAAUUAAUAUGUCAAGAACUGGU